Labrus bergylta (ballan wrasse) is the source of this 2719-nucleotide messenger RNA. RefSeq names its product cytohesin 4a (gene cyth4a). Gene Ontology annotation, molecular function: guanyl-nucleotide exchange factor activity. NCBI's taxonomy places the organism in Eukaryota, Metazoa, Chordata, Actinopteri, Labriformes, Labridae. The record is from RefSeq and is a predicted model, not a curated record. Gene Ontology annotation, biological process: regulation of ARF protein signal transduction.
UUUUGUCGCAGCAGACUUUCAGUUGUUUCCUGCUCAGCCGUCAGACGCUGUGCACUUCAGAAACAUGAACAUACGCAGGAAAGACAGCUUCCUCUGGGGGAGAGCUCCACCUAAACCAGAGAGCAGUGUGCACACUAACAGGUGUGGGCUGCCCGAUGACUCUCAGAUGAAUCACGACAUGCCAGAGAUCCUCCGUCCGCACCUGAAGGAGCAGAAGAACAGGAGGUUUUUAAGAGGGAAAAAGAAGUUCAACAUGGAUCCCAAAAAAGGGGUCCAGUACCUGGUUGAAAAUGGACUGCUGGAGUGGCGAGCAGAGCCGUUUGCUGAAUUUCUUUACAAGGAGGAGGGACUGAACAAGACCGCCAUCGGGAACUUCCUGGGAGAACGAGAGGAGAUGCAUUUGGAGAUCCUGAAAUCGUUUGUUGGUCUGCACGAGUUCUCAGACCUUAAUCUUGUGCAGGCACUCAGGCAGUUUCUGUGGAGCUUCCGUCUGCCGGGAGAAGCUCAAAAGAUUGACAGGAUGAUGGAGGCGUUCGCAGCUCGUUACUGUGAAUGCAACCCCGGAGUUUUCAUAUCCACAGACACAUGCUACAUCCUGUCCUUCUCCAUCAUCAUGCUAAACACGAGUCUCCACAACCCGAACGUGAAGGAGAAGCCGAGCCUGCAGAGAUUCGUCUCCAUGAACAGAGCGAUCAACAGCGGGGAGGACCUGCCCACCGAGCUGCUCACGAAACUGUAUUCGAGCAUCCGCAGCGAGCCGUUCAAAAUCCCAGAGGAUGAUGGGAACGACCUCACACUGACGUUUUUCAACCCGGACAGAGAAGGAUGGCUUCUGAAAAACGGAGGCCAAGUGAAAACCUGGAAGAGGAGGUGGUUCAUUCUGACUGACAGCUGCCUCUACUACUUUCGAUACACCACAGAUAAAGACCCGAUCGGGAUCAUUCCUCUGGAGAACCUGAGUGUGAGGAAGCUGCAGGACACCAGCAAACCGUAUUGUCUGGAGUUGUAUAACCCCAAAGGACUGAAGAUAAAAGCCUGUAAGACGGAGAACAGGGGCCGAGUGGUUCAAGGGAAACAUCAGUCAUAUAAGCUGAGCGCAGCCAGUGAAGAAGAGCGAGACGUCUGGAUGGACGCCAUCAGGUCGAGUAUCACAAAGGACCCUUUCUAUGACCUGGUGGCUCUGCGGAAGAGAAAGCUCAUAAACAACUCGCCGUCAAAGGACUGAAACACAAACUACAGCAGAGUCUGGAUCCUGGAGGGAAACUGUGGGUCCUUAAUGAAUCCUGUGGAUUUAUAACGAGUGUUAGGAGAUCUGGAAGGAGAUGUCUCCAGUGCAGCCCCUAAAAGCCAUACACAAGAAACACAUAAGCGACUAAUAUAUAUUAUUUUCAUACAUUCAGACACACUCACUCAUGACCCAAAGUGUUGACAGAAAUGUUCAAAUUAGGAAACUGGUUUUACACUUCAAUAAGUGUGAAAAGAAAUAAAGGAGAACUAGUUUAAGCCUCAGUUGACUUCUGCAAACUGCCCGCUCUGCUGCCCCGUCUUCAGGGGGCCGACUAUCUCCUGACAAAGAGACCUGCUUCCUGCUGCUGGGAGAAGUCCAGUUCACCCAGCAACAAGGGGAAGAAAGAGAAAGUUACGACGAUGGACUGAAUUACUGAACGAGCCCACUCACUAAAUGAAGUAUGAAGUGACUGCUAACAGCUCGACCUUGUUGGGAGGUUGCUGCAGAUACGAUCAACGUGGACACACUUUGUCCACAAACUGACACAAAAAGACCACACAGAGACACACCAUGACCACACAGACGUGCAAAAAAGAAUUGAAAACAGACGAGACAACUGAAACAAAGAAUGGAAGCUUUCAUGCUCGCUGUGUGUCGGGUUAGAAAGUGCAUUGAAAUGCAAAAGAUGAAAGGGAUGCAGAAAAUGAGCACCAAGAGGUUUUUUAAGAUUUACAACGAUAUGCUGAAUAAAAACAGACACACGUACAAAAUAAUAACAGAUAAACAAAAUGAGCACAAGGAGAAAGAAAAAAAACCUAACACAAAGACACGAAACCACCAGCAACAAGAGCACAGAAACAUUGAGAGGGAAGCAAAAAGAAAGAUGGCCACAAAGAGACUCUUCAUGUCAAACCAUGUGUCCGUGGUUUUUGUCUAUUUCUGUUCGCGGUCUUUCUCUGGAUGUUGAGAAACUUUGAUAUUUCUGUGUAAUGUCGCCUACUGUCUCACAAUGUGUCCAAUGCUAAUGGACUUAUAAAUAGCAGCCAUUGUAGAGGUGGAGAAUAUAAAAGCAUUUCAUGCAAAUGUAAAAAAUGUAAAGUCAAAUCUUGCUGUUGGAUCAGACGAGAUUGCAGCAUGCACUCUUUUUUCAUGGGAGAUUUAAAUGAAAAAAUACAAAAUAAAUGUUCUAAAUUCUUUUUAAGGCUGUUUUAUUUUGAAGUUCAGGCUAACAGGAAGCUGUCAGCAUUGUGCUUACUUCACUUACACUUUAAAUUAUGUUAAACUACUUCUUUGUUACAGAUGAAUUGUACAUAAGAGUGAACUGUAAAUAAAGUUUAAUAGAGACCGAGUCGACUUGUCUUAAUGUAAAUUAAUUAUAGCGCAUUAAUGCAGUUAAAGUUCUUUAUUUUAUUCCUGUCUGUUUAAUUAAAUGACUUUAUAUUAAUGGAAGAUUCAAUCUAAAUGUUGUGCAAUAAACCGGUUUAUUCUGCA